Striga asiatica is the source of this 3132-nucleotide messenger RNA. Lineage: Eukaryota; Viridiplantae; Streptophyta; Magnoliopsida; Lamiales; Orobanchaceae. The record is from the annotation of a GenBank genome assembly.
AUGAUGAGGAUACACAUCCACCCAAUAUUGUUGUCCUUGUUACUUAUCACUUUGACCACUAUCCUCCAACCACCAGCCGCCACGUACCCUUGUCCUCCCCCGAGACCACCACCGCCGCCGUCUAACCUCACUCCCGAAGCCUUCCACCGGUGCCUCAACCGCCGCCCGGAAUCCUCCUCCCGAAUCCCCUUCUCCACCAUCUAUGCCCCUACCAUCAACCCCACUUCCUUCUCCUCCCUCCUCAACUCCACCGCCCAAAACCUCCGCUGCCUUUCCCCUUCCAUCCCCAAACCCUUCCUCAUCUUCACCCCACUCCACGAGUCCCACGUGUCCCCCGCCGUCACGUGCGCACGCGACCUCCACCUCGACCUCCGCGUCCGCAGCGGCGGCCACGACUACGAGUGCCUCUCCUACAUCUCCCUCCUACCCCACCGCCCACCGUUCAUCCUCCUCGACCUCCAGCACCUCCGCCACGUCAGCGUCGACGUGGCGACACGCACCGCGUGGGUCCAAUCCGGCGCCACCAUAGGCGAACUCUACUAUCACGUGGCUGAAUCCAGCCGCGGCACCCUCGCCUUCCCCGCCGGCCUCUACGGCAGCAUCGGGAUCGGCGGCCACAUCACCGGAGGCGCCUACGGUGGCUUGAUGCGGGCCCACGGCCUCGGUGUCGAUAAUGCCCUCGCCGCUCUCGUCGUGACGGCCGACGGCCGCCUCGUCGUGGCCUCGGCCGCCGCCUAUCCCGACCUCUUCUGGGCCGUCCGGGGAGGCGGAGGGGGCAACUUCGGCGUGAUCCUCGCGUGGAAGCUCCGGCUCGUCACCGUCCCGCCGAAAGUCACGGUUUUCAACGCCGCGCGGCCGUUGAACCGAAUCGGGAUAGGGAUUCUCGACAGGUGGCAAAAGGUGGCCCACGAGAUGGAUAACCGGACGUUCAUCCGUGUCCUUAUGCAAUCCGCGGCGGGAGACGACCCGAUUUCGGUCUACAACGCGGUGUUUCUCGGCAAACGAGACGAGCUUCUCGGUGUUAUGCGGAGAAGCUUCCCCGAGCUCGGGCUCGACGAGUCGGAAUGCGCGGAGAUGACGUGGAUCGAGUCCGUCGUGUUCACGGGAGGGUACGUAAACGGGACGAAGCCCGAGUAUUUGCUCACGGGGAAGCCUGCGUUCGGUAUGAUACAGUACGUCGUCAGUUGGAGUGAUGCGGAGAGCUUGGAAGCGGAAGCUAAGAACACGGAGUUUAUGAGGAGGGUUUACGAGACUAUGGGCCGUUAUAUUCCGAGUGGAGGAAGGGCGAGAGAAGCUUAUGUUAACUACAAGGAUCUCGAUAUUGGGCGGUCGAGUAAUUGCGAUGACUCCAACUGCAGCUGCCCGUAUUUGUGGGGUCCCAAGUAUUACUUGAGCAAUUUCGAUAGGCUUAUCCGGGUGAAAGAGUCACCGAAUUACACGAUGAGGAUACACCCAAUAUUUCUGUCCUUGGCACUGAUCACUUUGACCACUAUCCUCCAACCACCAGCCGCCACGUACCCUUGUCCUCCACCUCGACCACCGCCGCUGCAGCCUAACCCCACUCCCGAAGCCUUCCACCGCUGCCUCAACCGCCAGCCGGAAUCCUCCUCUCGAAUCCCCUUCUCCACCAUCUACUCCCCUACCAUCAACCCCACUUCCUUCUCCUCCCUCCUCAACUCCACCGCCCAAAACCUCCGCUGCCUUUCCCCUUCCAUCCCCAAACCCUUCCUCAUCUUCACCCCACUCCACGAAUCCCACGUGUCCCCCGCCGUCACGUGCGCACGUGACCUCCACCUCGACCUCCGCGUCCGCAGCGGCGGCCACGACUACGAGUGCCUCUCCUACAUCUCCCUCCUACCCCACCGCCCACCGUUCAUCCUCCUCGACCUCCAGCACCUCCGACACGUCAGCGUCGACGUGGCGACACGCACCGCGUGGGUCCAAUCCGGCGCCACCAUAGGCGAGCUCUACUAUCACGUGGCUGAAUCCAGCCGCGGCACCCUCGCCUUCCCCGCCGGCCUCUACGGCAGCGUUGGGAUCGGCGGCCACAUCACCGGAGGCGCCUACGGCGCCUUGAUGCGGGCCCACGGCCUCGGUGUCGAUAACGCCCUCGCUGCUCGAGUCGUGACGGCCGACGGCCGCCUCAUCGUGGCCUCGGCCGCCGCCUAUCCCGACCUCUUCUGGGCCGUCCGGGGAGGCGGCGGCGGCAACUUCGGCGUGAUCCUCGCGUGGAAGCUCCGGCUCGUCACCGUCCCGACUAAAGUCACGGUUUUCAACGCCGCGCGGCCGUUGAACCGAUUUGGGAUAGGGAUUCUCGACAGGUGGCAAAAGGUGGCCCACGAGAUCGAUAACCGGACGUUCAUACGUGUCCUUACGCAAUCCGCGGCGGGAGACGAACCGAUUUCGGUCUACAACGCGGUGUUUCUCGGGAAACGAGACGAGCUUCUCCGUGUUAUGCGGAGAAGCUUCCCCGAGCUCGGGCUCGACGACUCGGAGUGCGCAGAGAUGACGUGGAUCGAGUCCGUCGUGUUCACGGGAGGGUACGUAAACGGGACGAAGCCCGAGUAUUUGCUCACGGGGAAGCCCGCGUUCGUGAGUGCUUUCAAAGCGAAGUCGGAUUUUCCGAGGGGGAACAUGCCGGUGGAGGGACUCGAGAAAUUGGUCGAUUUCCACCGGCGGCGGGAAUUCAAAUUCUCGUUGCUGACGAUAUGGAAUCCGUUUGGUGGGGCGAUGGCGAGUGUCGGGGAAGAGGAUACGCCGUACCCGCACAGGAAGGUGCAGGGUAUGAUACAGUACGUCGUCAGUUGGAGUGAUGCGGAGAGCUUGGAAGCGGAAGCUAAGAACACGGAGUUUAUGAGGAGGGUUUACGAGACUAUGGGCCGUUAUAUUCCGAGUGGAGGAAGGGCGAGGGAAGCUUAUGUUAACUACAAGGAUCUCGAUAUUGGGCGGUCGAGUAAUUGCGAUGACUCCAACUGCAGCUGCCCGUAUUUGUGGGGUCCCAAGUAUUACUUGAGCAAUUUCGAUAGGCUUAUCCGGGUGAAAGGUAAGGUUGAUCCCUGUAAUUUCUUCAGAUUCGAACAGAGCGUCCCGAUUUCUACGUCUUCCGAGAGACAAUGCUUGCAGUUAAUUUGA